Molecule: messenger RNA, 433 nt
Organism: Didymodactylos carnosus
Lineage: Eukaryota; Metazoa; Rotifera; Eurotatoria; Philodinida; Philodinidae
Source: the annotation of a GenBank genome assembly
AUGCUUAGUGUGACAGAUCCUACAGCUCGAAGUAACACAAAAUUAUCAGCAAUGAAUGGUGAAUGGAAAUCAUUUAAUCGGCUCACAGCUCGAGCAUCAAUGGCACAAGAGCGAAUAUAUUUGGAUGAACACAUUCGAUUCAUAAGUUAUGAUAAUGACAAAUCAGGUGAACAGCACAAUAUUUUGGCCAUUUAUAAUGUGCCAAUGUGUUUUAAACUAAUCAUGAAUCAACAAACGAUAUCAAUUCGGCAUUUAAAACUGGCAUUAUUAUGUCUCAUUCGAAAACAUACAAUACUGCGCACAUCGUUGAAUUAUGACACAGCAAAAGAUUGUUUAAUGCAAACGAUAAAACAAAUGCCAAAUGACGACGACGAUCACUAUUAUUCGUUUCAGUUAACUAAAAUAUCAUCGGAAGAUGAAUUAGAACAAAUUC